CAUUCACAUAACUUGUUCUUCAAAUUAAUUACUCAUUUUCUUAAUUCCUACCAUACAUGGCAGCAACAUUGGUUGGUGGUGCUUUUCUUUCUGCUUUCCUUCAGGUUGCAUUUGACAGACUUGCUUCUCGUCAAGUUUUGGAUUUCUUUCGUAAAAAAAAACUUGAUGAGAACCUUUUGAAGAAGUUGAAGAGAAAGCUGCGAUCCAUCGAUGCUCUUGCUGAUGAUGCAGAACUACAACAGUUCAGAGAUCAACGUGUGAGAGCAUGGCUUCUUGAUGUCAAAGAUGCUGUGUUUGAAGCUGAGGAUUUGCUGGAUGAAAUUUAUGAAUCUCAGGCUCAAAGCAUUGAUAGCCAGGUGUGGAAUUUCAAUUUCUCUAUAUCUUGUGUCAGUUUGCUCAACAAUAAAAAUGAAAUUGAAACCAAGAUGACACAAGUCCUUGAUGACUUAGAUGAACUUGCUAACCAAGGCACUCAUCUAGGUUUGAAACCCAAACUAGGCUCUUUGGAGCCUAGUUGUGUGUCACAAAAACUGCCAUCAACAUCUUUCAUCAUUGAAAGUGUUAUUUAUGGUAGAGAUGAUGACAAAAAAAUCAUCUUUAGUUGGCUCACAUCUGACACAGACAAUCAUAACAAGUUAUCAAUACUUUCUAUUGUGGGCAUGGGAGGGGUGGGUAAGACCACACUUGCCCAACAUGCAUACAAUAACCCAAUGCUAGAUGGUAAAUUUGAUAUCAAAGCUUGGGUCUGUGUCUCAGAUGAUUUUGAUGUUUUUAAGGUAACAAGAACAAUUCUAGAGGCAAUCACUAAAUCAACUGAUGAUAGUAGAGACCUACAAAUGAUUCAUGAAAGAUUGAAAGAAAAAUUGUCUGGAAAGAAAUUUCUCCUUGUUUUAGAUGACGUUUGGAAUGAAGAGAAAGAGAAAUGGGAAGCUGUGCAUACUCCUCUAAUUGAUUGUGGGGCUCAGGGAAGUAGGAUCCUUGUUACAACACGUAGCAAGAAAGUUGCUUCUACCAUAAGGUCAAAAGAACACAACUUGACACAAUUACAAGAAGAUUAUUGUUGGAAGCUGUUCGAGAAACAUGCAUUCCAAAAUGCUAAUCCUCCCCCAAGUCCAGACUUCAAGGAGAUUGGCAUAAAGAUAGUUCGAAAAUGUAAAGGACUUCCUCUUGCCUUAAAAACAAUGGGAAGUUUAUUACACAACAAGCCUAUUUUGGAAUGGAAAAACGUAAUGCAAAGCGAGAUAUGGGAAUUGGAGGAUAUUGAUAUUGUGCCUGCUUUAGCACUGAGUUAUCACCACCUUCCUUCCCAUCUCAAAAGAUGUUUUGCUUACUGUGCUUUAUUUCCAAAAGAUUAUUUGUUUAACAAGGAGUUUUUAAUUCAGGUUUGGAUGACUCAAAAAUUUCUAGAAUGUUCUCAACAAAGUAAAAGUCCAGAAGAAAUUGGUGAACAAUAUUUCAAUGAUCUAUUAUCUAGGUCAUUCUUUCAACAAUCAAGUGGAAACAAAAAGUGUUUUGUCAUGCAUGACCUUCUAAAUGAUUUGGCAACAUAUGUUUGCAAGGACAUUUGUUUCAGGUUAGAAGUUGAUCAUGGAAAAAGUAUACCAAAAACAACUCGUCAUUUGUCAUCUCCUGUCGUUAACGGUCAAUGUUUUGAUGGGUACGAAACUUUACAUGAUAUUGAAAGGUUACGUACAUUUAUGCCAAUAGCUAAGCUCAGAGGUAUUCAUUAUAAUCGUUGGCAUUGCAAGAUGUCGUUACAUGAGCUGUUCUCCAAGUUGAAGUUCUUACGUUUCUUAUCUUUGUCUCAUUGUGUCCUAUCAGAGUUGCCAGACUCUGUUAGCAAUCUUAUGCAUCUCUGUUCCUUAGACCUUUCGUAUACUGGCAUAGUAAAGCUACCUGAAUCAACGUGCUCACUCUCUAACUUGCAAAUAUUAAAGUUGAACAAUUGUAAAUAUUUGAAGAAGCUUCCCUCAAGUUUUCAUAAACUCAUCAAGUUGCGUCGCCUUGAAUUGAUUUACACUAACUUGAGAGAAGUGCCAACACGUUUGGGACAAUUGAAAAACCUUCAAAUAUUAAUGAGUUCAUUUUGUGUUGGAGAAAGUGAAGGGUUCACUAUUCAACAAUUAGGAGAAUUCAAUGUCCAUGGAAGAGUGGAAAUUAAGAAUCUACAAAAUAUUCAGAACCCGUCAGAGGCAUUGGCACUGGAUUUGACAAAUCAAAUACAGCUUGUUGGAAUAGAUGUAGUAUGGGACCAAACCUCGAGAAGCAUUUAUCCAAGGAAAGAGCAUGAGAUUAUAAUUGAUAAUCUAAAACCGCCAAAACACUUGGAGCAAUUGUUAAUUAAGGGGUAUGGAGGUACACAAUUUCCAAGUUUGUUAUUCGAUAAUUCAUUAUCGAACGUAGUCUCCUUAAGUUUGCACGGUUGUAACUUCUGCCAACGUUUGCCUCCCCUUGGACGUUUGUCAUUUCUCAAGUUCUUGAGAAUUGCUGGGCUUGAUAAGAUAGUGAGUAUUGAUGUUGAUUUUUAUGGGAGUAGAUCUUCUUCAUUUCCAUCUCUAGAAUCAUUGGUUAUCUCCAAUAUGAAGAACUGGGAAAAAUGGGAAUGUGAAGAUGUGACGGGUGCUUUUCCGCGCCUUCAAGACCUUUCUGUAAGUUAUUGUCCCAAGCUGAAAAGGCAUUUGCCAAAGCAACUCCUUUGUUUAAAGACACUAAGAAUUUCUUCUUGUAUGCUUUUUGAAGGAGUGCUUAACUAUCAAGGGCAAGUGAUACACAUUAAUACAGUGGGAAACAAACUGGAAGCGUGGUUGAUCGACUGGAUUGGGAACAUCAUAUUUGAUUUUUCAAUUGAAUGUUUGAAUGCUUUUGGCCCACAUGAGAAUAUUUCCAUGAACCGUUGCUACAAUUUCCUUAAAGAAUUGCAAAUGAGUGGUUGUUCAUCCCUAAUGACCUUUCCCCUCGAUAUCUUCCCAACAUUAAGGUCACUUGAGCUCAGUCGUUGUCAUAGUCUACGGAUCAUUUCACAGGAACAGACUCAUGAUCAUCUUAAGAAUUUGAAAAUUUGGGAGUGCCCUGAAUUUGAAUCACUGCCUCAAUGCAUGCAUAUCUCCCUCCCCUCUCUUGAAGAUCUCUUCAUAGAAGAUAGUCCAAAACUUGAGUUACCCGCUGACAAAGGUUUCCCACCAAAUCUAAAAACCUUGAGUCUCCAUAAUUGCUCCAAACUUAUGGCCUCAAUAAAAGAGGCUUGUGCUUUGGUUGCCAAUCCCUCUUUAAAAUACUUGCAUAUAUGGAAAUUGGAUCAUGUUGAGUCUUUUCCCGAUGAAGGUUUGUUGCCAGUCUCUCUUACUUCUCUAUGGAUUGGGAGUUGUCAAAAUCUUAAAAAUGUAGAGUACAAGGGUCUCUUCCACCUCUCAUCUCUUGAGAAAAUAGUUCUAAGAAACUGCAACAGCCUCCAUUGCUUACCAGAGGAUCUCUGCCAACUCUCUUCUCUCAAGAAAUUGAUUGUUCAAGAUUGUUCCAACUUGCAAUGCUUACCAAAGGGUCUCUGCCAACUUUCCUCUCUCCAGAAACUGGUUCUUCGACACUGCCCCAACAUCCAAUGCUUACCAGACAAUGGUCUACCCGAAUCCAUUUCACAUCUCAGAAUUUCAGGCAGUACAUUGCUCAAACAGUGUUGCCGCUCACCAGAAGGCCAAGACCAUGCAAAGAUUGCUCACAUUCAACAUGUUGUUUACGACAGUGAUUCUUUAUCUGAAGAUGAUUUGUAUUGGUGAGUUAUUAUCAUGUUUAAGUUUCUAGAGUUUCUUGUGCUAUAUAUGUGGUGGAUCGAUAAUUAAUUUUGUUUUUCUUCGUAUUGUUUAUACUUUCGAUAGUCGACUUCUAUGGACAUAAUUCUUCUUUUCAUAAUACAAGACUUUAUAUACACAAUAUUCUGAUUUUUGGAAUAAAAUCAGCUACAUAAUUUACACAACCUAAAAAGCGUUGUAACUGAGUUUUAUAUUUAAUUUUAUCAGGAAAUUUUUCAGAAAAUUCGAUACUUCUCUUAAUAGGGGUAAUUGUUCCUUGGUAUAUAUCAUGACCCAAAAAUCUAAUUUUUAUCUGGGCUAACUUAAUCUUCUUUUGUGAUACUACCAUCCCAUUUUUCUUAAUUAAAUUUUUGAAUAUUCUUAAGUGUUUUAAAUGCUGUUCAAUUGAUUCAGAGAAUAUAAGCACAUCAUCUAUAUAGACUAGUGCAAAUUUUGAAUAAGGAUUCAAAAUAGUGUUCAUUAUAUUUUGAAAUUCUGAUGGGGCAUUUUUAAGUCCCAUUGGCAUUACAUUCCAUUCGUACUGACCAAAUGGAACUAUAAAUGCAGUUUUAUAUUUAUCAGCUUCUUUUACUUUAAUCUGAUAAUAUCCACUUUUCAUAUCAAAUUUUGAAAAUAUUGUUGCAUUGUAUAUUCUACUUAUUAGUUCUGAUUUAUUAGGUAAAGGAUACCUAAUCCAUUUUAAAACUUUAUUCAAUGGUUUAUAAUUUAUAACCAUCCUAGGUUCUCCUCUUUCAAUUUCAGAAGCAUUCUGCACAUAAAAUGCAGCACAACUCCAAGGAGAUUUACUCGAUCUAAUUAACUUUUUAUCCAAAAAUUGUUUAAUUUCUUUUCUACAAUAUUCAAGAGUUUCUUUAUUUAGUUGUACUGGUUUUGCUUUAGUUGGAAUAUCUUUUUCAGUAAAUCCUUCUUCAUAUGGUAAUUCUAUUUCAAAUGAAUUACGAUCCCAAAAGGCAUUGGGAACAUCUGAACAUAUUUCUUGUAUAAUUUCAUUUUCAAUAUUUUUAAAUUGUUGUAUAACUUGAGGAUAUUUUAAUCUUUCUUCUAUUUGUUUAUGUUUUAUUUCAUUUUUUAAAAAUUUUAUUUGAUUUGUUUUUGCUGUUAUUCUUGUUAAGAAAUUGUCUUCAUUAAUAUCUUUCAAAUUAUGUAUUUCUUUAAUAAUUUUUGGUUUUAUAAAUUCAAAUAUUAUUUCUUUAAACUGUAUUCCUUCUGAAGUUACAGUAAAUGGAUAUAUUUGUGUCAAAAAGGGUGUUCCUAAUAUCAUGUCUUCAUUUAUAUCAGGGGUUAAUACAAAAGCAUUUUUAAAACAUGUUCCUUUAUUACAAAUAUAGGCAUUUGAAAGUUUAUAUUUUACUUUUAAUCUAUUAGAGUUAGCGGCUCUUAAUAUUUGAAUAGUUUUUUCAUAAUAUUGGGUAGGUAUUAAUCAUUCCCUUAUACAAUUUAAAUCUGCUCCUGAAUCUACUAAAGCAGUAAAGGUUUUAUGAAAAGUUUUCCCUAUUUUUAAGGUAGCUUUUAUUAACCAUUUUUGUUGUAUAACUUUUAUUUGUUGGAUUACAACAUUUUCUUCUUUAUAAGAAGUAGAGGGUUGAUAUUCUUUUUCUAUUAUAGCUUUUAUUAAUUCAUCUUUUUGCAGGUUUUCUUCGCUUAUUUGAUUUAUUUGUUUUUUUAUUAUCCUAAUUUCUUCUUUUAAGGUGUUGAUUUCCCUUUGUAAAUCUUUUAUGUCAACAGGUUUUUCUUUUAUAGAAGCCUUCUUUAGUAUUUGUGAAAAAUCGUAUCCAUUAAAUUCAGAGGUGGAUGCUGAUUCUUCUUGCUUUUUAUCUUCUAGGAUUAAAUCUUUUAAUUUAACUAGAUAUGCUAGUUUAUCUUCUUCAUUUGGGAUUUUAUCUAUCAUUUCUAGCAUCAAUUUAGAUUCUGCAUUUAUUACAUUUAUUUUAAAUGAGCAAGCACAAGGUUCUUCAUCACACUCACACUCACUUUCCUCUUCACUUGUGGUUUCUAAAUUUUCUAUAAACUCUUCAUUAUUACUAUUUUCAUCUUCGCUGUCAGAUUCAUAUAAUAAUAAUUUAGAUAUCUGAUCUUUUAAUUCUUCAGACAUAUUUAAAGUUUUUAUUUUUUCUUUUACUCUAGAAUUUUUUUCAUGUGACCAUAACGACCACACUUAAAACAAACUAUUCCUUUAUUAGUGUUUUGAUAUUUUUGUUUAUUAUAACUUUUCUUAUUAUUUUUAGAAAAGGUUUUCUUUCUAUAAGGCAUUGUAUUAUUUUUUCUAAAAUUCUUAUUUCUUUUAAAAGGUUUUUUAAAAUUUUGUUUAUUUUUUCUAAUAGACACUGGUUCCGUAGAAAUAGUCCCGGUCACUGAUCUGAAAAAUCCUUCCAUAGUUAAUUAUUCCAAAUUGAAAAUAAUUAAAGUGUUAUCUUACCAUGACUGGAAGCAACAUCCUUUCACUGAAAAAACCUUCUCAAGACCCUUUGACCCUCCAUCAUAUACUUAUUUUGAUUAUCAAUCUGCUUGGACUUAUAUACUCUUGGAAGAAAAUCCAAAACAUUCCUGGUAUAUAAGUUUUAAAAAUGAAUUACCCUCACCCCUUCCAAAUUGGUUUGUGGACUGGUUUUUCUCAAUUGGCCCAGUUCAGUCCAUUAUUCCUGAAAAUGUCCUGAAUAUCUAUAGAAAAUAUAAAAUCCUGACCCCCAACUUUCCCCAGCAUAUUUGAUUAAUAAAAUUCUGUUCUACCAUGGGCAUUAGUUGGUUAGUGGCCCAUAUUCUUGAAAUACAUCAGCAUCGAGAAGAAUCUUAUCCGAAGACAAUCUGCAGAAAAACUAAAGUUUUUUGGUGGAAGAAGUUUGACAUAAAAUAUGUAGAAGAUAAAUUUCAAAAAUGGAAAACUUUGGGCUAUCGUUCAGAGGCCCAAUCCUCUCAAAAAAUUGAAAAUAUAUCCAAAAAAUCUAUUUUGGAUUUGAAUAAGGCUCCCGCUACCAAAGAAGACAAGGCUUUACUGAAAAAGCAAUUGUUAGAAGCUUUGUCCUCUUUGGGAUCAGAAUCUGAAGAUGAAGAAAACACUCCUGAAGAUUGUUACGCAAUGCAAAUGGCCCAAUCUCCUGAAGAUGAAGAAGUCGAUUUUGCAAGUUUGUAGCAACCAAUUGAAAAGGUAGCUCAGAUUGUGCAAAAUAUAAAAAAGGCCGUUGCUCAAAAAGCCCAACAACAUGAAGAAAUACAAAAAACCUUCUUGAAAAAUUUAGCAGAAGAUAAGGAAGACCUCUUCUGAAGACUAAGGCAUUUGAGUAAGAAGUCGUGGGUCCCUUGUCCCCCACGUCGCCCAAUACAAAUAGCAAUAAAACCCUUAUUUGGAUUAGGCAUGGACACGCCUAUGUUUGUAGCAUUAAGAGAUAAUAGGCCAACUGAACUUGAAAAUCAAAUUUUAGCCAUGUUUAAAACAAAUUUACAUCAA
Cajanus cajan (pigeon pea) is the source of this 7245-nucleotide messenger RNA. RefSeq names its product putative disease resistance RPP13-like protein 1. The record is from RefSeq and is a predicted model, not a curated record. NCBI's taxonomy places the organism in Eukaryota, Viridiplantae, Streptophyta, Magnoliopsida, Fabales, Fabaceae. Gene Ontology annotation, molecular function: ADP binding.